Messenger RNA from Cordyceps fumosorosea ARSEF 2679, 3267 nucleotides. RefSeq names its product sulfate transporter. NCBI's taxonomy places the organism in Eukaryota, Fungi, Ascomycota, Sordariomycetes, Hypocreales, Cordycipitaceae. The record is from RefSeq and is a predicted model, not a curated record. Gene Ontology annotation, cellular component: membrane. The coding region runs from base 1 to 3267 and encodes 1088 amino acids. The transcript is spliced from 3 exons.
AUGUCCAAUUCGGGCUCGGGCUUCUCCUCCUGGAGGAAGAGGGCGUCCAGCGUAUCCUCUUCGCAGGCAGACUUGGCGCGCACCGUCACCAAUGAGUCCCAAACGAGCUCUCAGCCCGUCGCCGUGCCCCCCGCCCUCUCUUCAUCGGUUGCUUCCAGCCAGGCGCACCGAGAACCUAUUCGGUCUUUCAUUCAUGGCGUAUCUCACGACAACUUAGCUCCGGUCGACAGUCUGCAGAACGCUCGCACAGUUCGCGAAGAUACUGCCGAAUUGGCCAACUACUUCCUCUCCGACGGCUCCCAGCGUAACAGGGCCUUGCUGCAACGUCCGCGAUCCUCUAUCCACGAUGUCUUCCAUCAUGAGGAUGACGCCGAUUCUGUUCCCGAUGUCCGGCGUGGCUCUCCUGCGAUACCGGAGGUCUCAGAGCCCGCAUCACCGGAUGAGAGCACCGAGCAUUUAGGCGACGAGGACACCCCCGGGCCGUCUGUGAUUGCCAACCUCCUAAAGCGGGCAUCCCCUCCGGAAUCAGACACCGAGACAACACCCAAGGCAGAUCGUGCCAAGUCCAUCGCGUCCGAGACGCUUCCCGCCGCCAGGAGCAGUGAAGCCGUCGGCUCUCCUAAAGCCUGGAACCAUAUCUCUGCGAUUGAGGAGCUCGUGAGCGAACGCACGCCGCUGCUUUCUGCUUCCUCUGACACUAGCUACGAAGCAGAGGCCAUUCUCGAAGGCCAGGAGCGGCCCGCGAAGCGCAAUUGGUUUGGCAAGGUUCGCGAACAGUCUCAAGAGGUCAAGUUCGGCUUUAUUCACGGCGUCAAAGUCGCAACAAACCCCACCCGGUGGAACAGCAAGGCUAUGGCGCAACACGUUCUCCUAGAACCGCUGUCUUGCCUACCCGCUGUCGCAGUCGGCCUUCUUCUCAACAUCCUCGAUGCUCUGUCAUACGGCAUGAUUCUCUUUCCUCUCGGCACCCCCCUAUUCUCUCAUUUGGGAUCUGCCGGAAUCUCUAUUUACUACGUGAGCACCAUCGUCUCUCAGUUGGUUUUCUCAACCGGCAGCAUCUUCAAGGGGGCAGUCGGCUCGGAGCUGAUCGAGGUCGUCCCAUUCUUCCACAACAUGGCACAGAAGAUCCUAGACGUCGUGGGCGAGGACAACCCGGAUGCUGUUAUCGCGACGACAAUCGUUGCCUAUGCUACCAGCUCUCUCGUGACUGGCCUAGUCUUUUAUCUGAUGGGCAAGUUCAAGUUCGGCUUCAUGGUCGGCUUUAUCCCCCGUCACAUAUUGAUUGGCUGCAUCGGCGGUGUUGGCUACUUCCUCAUUUCCACCGGACUCGAAGUUUCGGCACGCCUAGAUGGGAAUAUCAAGUACGAUCUCGACACCUUUAAGCAACUUACUCAACCUGAGACGAUACUGCUUUGGAUCUUCCCACUGGUCCUGGCCGUAGUCUUGUUCUACGGCCAGAUGAAGGGCGCUUCAAAGUACUUCUUGCCACUCUUCAUCCUCGCUAUCCCUCUGGUAUUUUUCAUCUUUGUCACCGCCAUCGAUGCCCUUGAGGUGGAUGAUCUUCGUGAUCGAGGUUGGAUUUUCCAAGGGCCACCACCAGGUGAGCCUUGGUGGUACUUCUACACCCUUUACAAGUUCAAUCUUGUUCGCUGGGAUGCUAUUAUACAGGUCAUUCCUGCCAUGCUUGCUUUGACAUUUUUCGGCGUUCUCCAUGUCCCCAUCAAUGUUCCUGCUUUGGCAUUGAACACCGGCGAGGACAACGCCGAUCUGGAUAGAGAGUUAAAGCUUCACGGAUACUCCAACUUUCUAUCCGGUUGCCUGGGCAGCAUCCAAAACUACCUAGUCUACGCCAACACCGUUUUCGUGAUCCGGUCUGGUGGCAAUCGUCGGCUGGCCGGAUACAUGUUGGCAGCGCUGACAUUUGCUGUCAUGGUAAUUGGGCCUGGCAUGAUGGGCUAUAUCCCUGUCAUGAUGGUCGGUACUCUAAUUUUUGAUCUGGGCUUUGAGCUGUUGCUGGAAGCAGUGUGGCUCCCUCGCAAAAAGUUGAAGCUCGCGGAGUAUCUGACAGUUAUUAUUAUUGUCUUGGUAAUGGGUACCUACGACUUUGUUGUGGGUAUUGGCGUCGGUAUCGUUCUCGCGUUCGCCUCGCUUGUCAUUCAAACUUCUAGAGUGUCUGCUAUCCGUGCCACUUUCGACGGUGAUGUCGUCUCUUCUACUGUGCGGCGCAAUCCAUCUCAGCAUCACUACCUCAACCAUGUCGGCCAGCAAACCUACAUCAUCAAGCUUACUGGAUAUCUGUUCUUUGGCACGAUUGUGAGUGUUGAGGAGAAGAUCAGAGGUCUUCUCGAUGAUGCUACUUUCGAAAGUCGCCCCAUCAAGUUCUUGGUCCUCGACUUGUGGCAUGUUAGUGACCUGGACUAUUCUGCUGGCGAAGCUUUCAACACCAUCAGCAGACUGUUGGACAAGAGAGGGGUUCUGUUGAUUCUCAGCGGAGUAGAUGCUUCCUCUCAACUCGGUAGAAACCUUCGCGCGGUUGGCAUUGGUAGUGGCAAGAUUGAAGUUGUCAUGCUGCCUGACCUCAACUCGGCGCUGGAGUUUUGCGAAAACGAAUUUCUCAAGACCCUGUAUGCCAGACAGGAAGCUAUUAACUCUAACGAGCGCGUGCCUACGGCAAAUCUCGAUGUACCAACUGGAACGACAUCGCAGCUCUCAUCGUUUGAUCCGCCGUUCAACUCGCCUCGCCAGACGCACCUGGUCCAAGCCGCCCACCAAGCGCUCAACACAACCGAGACACAGCGCUCGCCGAGGUGGCAGAGCUUUAACGAACCUCUGCGCAUCAUGCUGCAGAUCUUCCAGGGCCUGAGCGAUAAGAACGAGGACUUUUGGUUCCCGGCGACACGCUUCUUCCAGCGCCGCGAGUACAUGGCCGGCACGACGCUCUUCUGCCGGGGCGAGGCCGCGACCGGCUUCUACCUGCUAGAGCGGGGCAUCCUACGCGCCGAGUACGACCUGCCGCAGGGCUGGCUGUGCGAGAACAUCGUGGCCGGCACCACGUGCGGCGAGCUGCCCUUCUUCUCGGAGACAAGCCGCACCGCCACGGUCACAGUGGAGCGCGACUGCGUCGCCUGGCUCAUGAGCCGCGAGGCGUGGGAACAACUGCAGCGGGAGCGGCCGGACAUUGCGGGCGAGCUGCUACGCAUCUCGCUUAAGCUGACGACGGAGCGGAUGAGUUCGAUUACGUCGUACAUCUUGACCACGGCUGGGUAG